Venturia canescens is the source of this 3507-nucleotide messenger RNA. RefSeq names its product ubiquitin-conjugating enzyme E2 eff (gene eff). Gene Ontology annotation, cellular component: nucleus. Lineage: Eukaryota; Metazoa; Arthropoda; Insecta; Hymenoptera; Ichneumonidae. Bases 392 to 835 code for a protein of 147 amino acids. The record is from RefSeq and is a predicted model, not a curated record. The transcript is spliced from 6 exons. Gene Ontology annotation, biological process: protein polyubiquitination. Gene Ontology annotation, molecular function: ubiquitin conjugating enzyme activity.
UGAGAAGUCAGCGCGUAUAAUCCAAUAUCGAAGAAAGUUUUUCGACAAAAGAAUCCAAAAUUGGCACGUAACAUUGAACACGUUCGAAGGUUAAUCAAAAAAUAAAGGAGUUUAGUGAGAAAAGAUAAAAUAAGUCACAAUAUCAAGGGGAAGGCGACAUAAAAUUGUAUCGUUGGAAGACGACGAGAAUCAUUGGGAAACACAACAAGAAAGAAAAAAAAAACGAAACAGAGAAUGCGAGCUCGAGCUUGAUUCGCGUAGUCGAACGACGUUUAGACCGUGGGCAGCCAUCUUGCAAUCCCUAAUCAAAGAUCUUGUGGCUAGCGGGUUUCGUUGUCCCUGGGUUCUUCGGCCAGUUAUAAUAUCAACACACAGUUCUUCAUAAAAAAAAAUGGCUUUAAAACGAAUUAACAAGGAACUUCAGGACCUUGGAAGAGAUCCACCUGCACAAUGCUCCGCUGGACCUGUAGGAGACGAUUUAUUCCACUGGCAGGCCACUAUUAUGGGACCACCUGACAGUCCGUAUCAAGGAGGGGUAUUUUUCCUCACAAUUCACUUCCCCACAGACUAUCCUUUCAAACCUCCCAAGGUUGCUUUCACAACCAGAAUUUAUCACCCUAACAUAAACAGUAAUGGAAGUAUCUGCUUGGAUAUAUUGAGAUCGCAAUGGUCUCCUGCACUUACUAUUUCAAAGGUGUUACUCUCAAUAUGCUCUCUAUUGUGUGAUCCAAAUCCCGACGAUCCGCUCGUACCGGAAAUAGCAAGGAUAUACAAAACCGACAGGGAGAAAUACAACGAAUUGGCGCGCGAAUGGUCGCGCAAAUAUGCCAUGUGAUGAGCCAAUAUUCGCUUACAUCAAACAUCCGAAAGCCACCGACGAGAGAAGCCCCCUCCCCCAGCCUAAACAAGCCACUUAUCGUUCAGCACUGAUUUAUUUCCAAACGUUGAUCUAAAAGAAAAAAAAAAGAAAAAACACAAACAUCUCAAAACUAGCUCUGGCUAAGUCUGUUAUUUGUAAGCCAAAAAAAAAGAACAAACCAACAAAAUAUGCCGCGCAAUUCAGGCUCUUCUCAACUCUCCCCGGCCACAGCAGUGCGUUCUCCAGGCAAGCAGUGAACAAUUAUUAUUUUUUUUUCCUUCACACGAAUUUCCUCCGUCCUAGGUAGCCUGCGAGGUUGUUUUAUUCUAUUUUUUCCUUCUCAAUCCAGCCGCGCGCGUCGGUUACCGAGGCAAUUGUAACGGUGGUCGAAACAAUUAUAUAUCCGAAAACAAGAAAAGAAAAAAAGGCAAAAAAAAAUAACAUAUUUAACGAAAAAGAAGUCAUUGUCAGCUUUUGAUUUUUCAUGAAUAAAAAGAAAACAAUAAAAAAGAUACGAAAGAGAAGAUUAAACGUGAGCGUGGAUAAAUUCUUACACGUAUUUACACGUACACGAAAACAUACAGACACACACACACACACAGACACAGACACAGACACAGACAUGUACACACAGGAUCAAAAUGAAAAAGCGAACAAAAAAAAGAAAAUCAUAGGAAAGUGGGAAGUAGGAUUUGUAUUUGAACUCGAUAGUUUAAUUUUUAAUAAUUGUGCUUAUAAUACUGUAAUAUCGUAUACCUACUUUCUCAGUGAAGAACGUGCGGAAAAAGAAUACGAAAACGAAAACAAAUGAUGGAAAAGCUGAAUAAAAGAAAAAAACAGACGGUUCCCUCGUAACUGACAGCACACCGAAUGUUAGUUGAAAACGAAUGAAAAUGCAAUUGAGCGAUUUUUGCCCGUCCGUUGAAACAUUGCGGUAACUUUUUUGUAAGACUGGGCUCUAUAUAAAUGACUAUUGAAACUGUAAUCGUCAAGUUUUGUUUGAUUAAUUAAACGAAAAGAAAUGAGAAAGUAAAAUCUGUACCUCGCGUUUUCGUGUCACGGGCUCUCAAAGUGGUUUUAAUUUUUCCCCUCUUCCUCCAUCUCGUUAUUAUUUUCGAGUAAAUUUGUCAAAUUUCGUGCAUUAAUCUUCGGUGGCCUGGAGUUUCACGGCUCGGGAAGGGGAGGGAUUUCACUUUUCGGUCUGAAUUUUCGUUUUACGUAUUUCUCCAUCCCCUCGUGUCACUUCGAUUGACACUGGCUUGAAUCAAAUUACCAUCGUUUCUUGUAUUUUUUUACUUCGCCCAAGACCGUUCAUCGUUCUUCAGCCUUUUAGUCUGCAAUUAUUCUCAAGCUGCGGUAUCAAUGACAGUUCUAUUCCUCACGAAUCAGCAAUGUUUACACGUUUUUUUUUUUUUGUUCUUUUACUCCAUUCUCUCGUUUCGAAUGACAGUAUUUCCCUUACUUUUUACCCUUGACGUUUCACCCGAACGAACGUAAUUGCUCGUCAAUUCACGAUAAUAAUUAUAUGCAUUACGUAUAAUUAUUAUUGACUAAUAUUAUAAAACUAUUGUGGGUACGAAGGAUCAUGAACGAGCUCAAUCCUCGCGCCUCUCGCCUCGGAGAAAAGUGUGCGUACACGUGUUUGUCGUUAAAACAGUAAAGUCAAGAAAAAGAAAAGAAAAGAAAAGAAACAUAGCAAGAUAAAAAGAAAGAUAUUGUUAAGCGUUUUUAAAUUGAAAGAAAAAAUCAAUCUUCUCACACGCCGAAGCUGCUAAACGUCUCUCCGGGAGGGAGCAGAACGACGGUUUUUUUAAGGGUCGAAUCUCGAACGGUCGAAAAUACAAAACAGCGGUUUUUCUAGCGAACGAGUGCGUUUACGAUAUUUCAAAUAUUUGCCACACGGGAGGAGAGCAACUUUUCGAUCGUUGAGAAUUCUUAUCACAGGCGUCCGCGUUGCGAAGUGAUCUCAGCGUGUGCUGUAAGUGAAAAUUUGAAAUUGUACGAAAACGUCGUGUUGAAUUUGUUCAAAACUUUUUAGUCGAUAUUUUGCAUGAAUUUAUUAGGAUCGCAUGAAAUUAUUGUGGAAAGGAACUCGUGGUUUAUUUUCCUAAUGGGGAAAAGCAAUGAUAAAUUAUGAAAAAAAUGUAAGAAAUUGAUCGGCAUCCGCGGCACGCUUCGGUAUUUAAAAAUAAUGAAAAUAAUGGAAAAAAACGCAUUCAAUCGAUCAUCGUUUAAAAUUUCAAUGCUGAAAAAUCGAGUAACGAAGAAAAAAACUCAUCAGAAAAAACGUAUCAAAUUGACUCAUGUGUAAUCGUUGUUUUUUUUUUCUAGCGACGCAGUGACGAACAUUUUCAAUAAUCUGUCAUGCAAUGUGUACAUUUUAGCGAUUAGCCCUUUAUAUAAUAAAAAUCCACGUAACGACGAACCGUUAAUAAUGGAGGUAAAUAAGGGACAAAAAGGAUAAAAAGUAAAUAAUAACAAACGAAUAAGAAAAAUCAAUGAACUCGUCGACCGUUUGUGUUAUUCGAAAUGGUCGAUCCACCGGAAAGACUGUUGUAUAUUAUUUGCAAACGCAACGCGCCCCACGCUUCAACGCGUGUUGUGUAACUGUAAUAGACUUUGUAUGAUAAAGUUUCCUCUAGCUCGGA